Penicillium verhagenii is the source of this 702-nucleotide messenger RNA. RefSeq names its product bifunctional precorrin-2 dehydrogenase/sirohydrochlorin ferrochelatase MET8. The coding region runs from base 1 to 702 and encodes 233 amino acids. Gene Ontology annotation, biological process: siroheme biosynthetic process. Gene Ontology annotation, molecular function: precorrin-2 dehydrogenase activity; protoporphyrin ferrochelatase activity. The record is from RefSeq and is a predicted model, not a curated record. The transcript is spliced from 2 exons. Lineage: Eukaryota; Fungi; Ascomycota; Eurotiomycetes; Eurotiales; Aspergillaceae.
AUGUCCAAGUUUCCUGAAGUUCAAGGGGGAGGCUCAUUGAUUUUGGCCUGGCAGAUCAGGGAGAAACAUGUCCUAGUAGUAGGAGGUGGCGAGGUCGCCGCGGGGCGCAUCCUGCACGCUCUUAACGCCGAUGCUCGCGUCACCGUUGUCUCGCCGUCCGCCGGAUUGAAUGAAGAAGUCGCCUAUCGUGUUGCUGAGAAACAAGUCGCCCAUGUCGAUCGGAAUUUCGAACCUUCCGACCUAGAUAAUGCGGACAUGGUGCUGUGCGCCAUUGAUGACCCAGAAGCAUCGACACAAGUGUGGAAGUUAUGCAAGGAAAAGAAGAUUCCAGCCAAUAUUGCAGAUGUUCCCCCCGAGUGUGACUUUUAUUUUGGAAGCAUGCAUCGGGAUGGACCUCUUCAAAUUAUGGUAAGCACAAAUGGCAAUGGUCCAAGAUUGGCCAGCCUGGUGCGUAAGAAGAUCGCAGCCACCUUGCCAUCCAACAUGGGAGCUGCAAUCGUGAAUGUUGGAAAGCUACGAAAGAAGCUCCGGGAAGUGGCCCCUAACCAGGAGGAAGGGCCAAAGAGAAUGAAAUGGAUGUCGGCCGUUUGUGAGUCAUGGAGUCUGGACGACUUGGUUGAAAUGACCGAACACGAUAUGGAUGGAUUACUAUCUCAAUACCAGCCAGGAAAUGUGCCCACCCUCCAGGAAGUGCGCAAUUGA